CACUGCUCUCCAACUCAGGAAAUGUAUUCUAAGCUGCAUUGUUCUAAAUGUAGAAGUACCAAAGACUCUCUGGUUUAUCCAGUUUUAAUACCAUCGCACCUCAUUGAAAGAACUGCUGCAGAUGCUUUCAGAAAGGAAUGCUCCGCUGGUGACAGGUGUAAUGGAGGGGGUUCUACGGUCUGUGUAGGGUGUUACGCAGAUGAAGGCGUUGGGAGCGAGAUGGAGGAGUAACACCAGAGCUCAGCUGGAUAUUGCUCUGAAAUUUGGAGUAUCGUUGAAGGAAGAAGGGGUUAUCAGAAGAAGUAUUACUACUCCAGGUGCUGAGUAUAUUAAAAACCAUUAUCACUGCUGAAUUGCUGGAAUGGAGUUUGAUGCGCACGACCCUCCGGCAUAUUCCGAUAUCCAUCAUCAUGACCCUCCCCAUUACCAUGAACCUGCAAUGCACUGUGAGCCUCCACCAUAUUGUGAACAUGAAGAUGCCCCUCAUCAUCAUAACGUUCCCCACUACCCAGAACCCAUACCACACAAUGUAUAUGAAGCCAGUCCAGAAUCCAGCCCACAGUACGUCCCUGAAGUGCCUUCACGGUCAGUGGCUGCACAUAAAAAUGGUGCAUUGUGUAAUGCAAGGAGCAGAAAGAUUUCACGCAUUAGCGCAGCCCUCUGUGUCCUUAUUGCUGCAAUAAUCAUUAUUGCUGUACUGAGUUGGCAUUUCGGAACAGCAACAAAAUGUCAGGCGAGCUGCGGGUCCUCCUCAAACUGUGUCCUCGUAUCCCAGUGGUGCGAUGGAGUAAAGCACUGUCCAAAUGGAGAAGAUGAAAGUAGCUGCCUUCGGAUGUAUGGACCAAACUUCCAGCUGCAGGCCUAUUCAGCAAGUAAAGCAACAUGGCUGCCAGUGUGCGCAGAUAACUGGGGCGAUUCCAUUGGAAGAACAGCUUGCCAGGACAUUGGAUACAGCUCGAGCAGCUAUAUUAAAAGUAACGCGGUGACGGCCCCUGCGAGUGAUGGAUAUGUCAGGCUCAAUAACUAUGCUGGGACAGGAAACAUAUUUGCAAGCCUUAAUUACAGUUCUACCUGUAGCUCAGGGCUUGUGGUCUCAUUGAAAUGUAUAGAUUGCGGUUUGUCUACAUAUGGGGAAAGCAGGAUCGUAGGCGGAAGCAGCGCUUCUAUAGGAGACUGGCCUUGGCAAGUGAAUCUUCAGUACGAUGACACUAAUCUAUGCGGCGGGUCAGUCAUCGCUGCCAAUUGGAUUGUAACUGCCGCUCACUGUGUACAGGGGGACACCUCUUCCCCUUCUCUGUGGAAAGCUUUCAUUGGGAAAAUAAAGAUGCCAAGUUAUUAUGACAGCAGCGCCUAUUCUGUGGAUAGAAUCAUAGUGCACCCUGAUUAUUCCUCCCAAACCAAUAGCAACGACAUUGCACUGAUGAAACUGAAGACGUCGAUUGCAUUCAGCAGCAUCAGCAGACCUGUAUGCUUACCUAACUAUGGGAUGCAGUGGGAGGAAGGGCAGCCAUGUUAUAUAUCUGGAUGGGGAACGACAUCACAAAAAGGGUCUAUUUCUUCUGUUUUGAAAUACGCUAUGGUGCCUCUGAUUUCACCCACUACAUGUAAUCAAACGAUUAUGUACAAUGGAGCCAUCACUUCUUCCAUGAUAUGUGCAGGUUAUCCCAAGGGAGGAGUAGACUCCUGCCAGGGUGACAGUGGAGGCCCGCUAGUUACCAAAACCAACUCUUUGUGGUGGCUUGUGGGAGAUACAAGCUGGGGAGAUGGAUGUGCCAAUGUCUAUAGACCUGGAGUGUAUGGAAACAUGACAGUGUUUUUGCAGUGGAUAUACUUGCAGAUGCAGAUGUACAGCUGAGCAUGACAUCAAUGUCGAUGGAACGAGAAAAACACGUCUGGCAGUCUACUAAUCAUGUCUUAACCAAAUAAUAAAUAUUAAUGAAAGAAUAUGGAUGAGCACAUUAAAUAAAAUAACCAUACAACAAACUGGUUUCCAUGCAAAAAACAGGUGCAGAGUGAUGUCAAAAAAAAGUUUUUAAAGAAUAAGCCACAUUUAUAUUAUUUACAUUUAUAACUAUGUAUAUAUAUAUAUAUAUUGUAUUAUUAUUAAGCAGGAGGGUCUUGAUAUCAGAGUCAAAUAAAUGUGUUUAUGGAAACAGGGAGAAAGCAUAAGUUUUAAACUGCUUAUUUUCUUCUGUUUAUAUCAGCAAGGAACCAGUUAAUGAAGGCUUAAUUUUUGAUAGAUCUGGUUCAGCAAGUGUUUAGGUUGACUCUGGAGGAAGUUCAAAAGAGAAUAGACUUGUUGAAGUUAAACAUCUGAGGCUAUUUACCCCAAGGCUACUACUUUUAUUGCUUUGAUGUCACAAAGAUUGGUGACUUACUAAUAUGGUCCUGUAGGGCUUUAAAAGGAGACAUCAAUGGAUGAGAUUCUGGCAGACACAUAUAAUUAGCUUCUACUAGGAGAUAAACACACCAAGACCUUGUGAUUGCACUCAAUGUCACACAUGUUACUUAUUGCCGUAAAGGAGAACUAAGCACAAGUAGAGAAUGUUGCACCUUGUGUUUGGUCUGCUGUACCAGCCCAAGGCUACCAUAUAUACAGUAUGUACAGAGUCAUACACACAGUCCGUAUGCAGAGUGUUGUUGUUUUUGGCUAAUGUGAUGCAAAAAUGCUAACCCCAAAUGGAACUACAUCAUUAAAUUCAUAAAACCUUU
This is a messenger RNA of Xenopus tropicalis (tropical clawed frog), 2712 nucleotides long. It is a transcript of the gene tmprss2.12, whose product is annotated as transmembrane serine protease 2 gene 12. Gene Ontology annotation, cellular component: plasma membrane; membrane; extracellular region. The transcript has 14 exons. The coding region runs from base 362 to 1855 and encodes 497 amino acids. The record is from RefSeq and is a predicted model, not a curated record. Gene Ontology annotation, molecular function: peptidase activity; hydrolase activity; serine-type endopeptidase activity. Gene Ontology annotation, biological process: proteolysis. NCBI's taxonomy places the organism in Eukaryota, Metazoa, Chordata, Amphibia, Anura, Pipidae.